GAGAGAGAGAGAGAGAGGGGAGGGAAAAGAGAGAGAAAGAGAGAGAGGGGGACCCGCUUCUUGUCAUCUCCACCCCCUCCUUUUUUUUUUUUUUUUGUCCACCUCACCGGGGGCACGCCGCUGCCCCUUCCACGCCGACGACAGUGAGGAUUUCUCGGCGUAUGCCACACACAUGCGAUCGGACCCCCGUGGAAAGUUCCACUAUCCUUCCCCCCUCCAAAGCGCGCACCUUUUACGCAUGGGUCCGCUGCAGCACCUGGCUGGAAGAUUUCGUUUUUUUCUUCUCCCUUCUUAAUAACGAAGACAUAGAAGUUUAGAGGCUUGCAGAAGUUUGCUCCACGGCCACGGACUCUACGCACCUGCACACGGACGCGUUUUUUUUUAGUGUUGUGGUUUUUUUUCCUCCAUUUCUUUUAAACGCGGCUGCACCAUCGAGGCGAGACGGCGACCUCAGUCGAUUACCUUUCUUUGCUCUGCUAUCCCAUGGAUAUUCACUGCAAGGCGGACCCCUUCUCGGCCAUGCACCUAUCCCACGCAGGGCAUGGCGGCGUGAACCAGCUGGGUGGGGUGUUUGUGAACGGCAGACCCCUGCCGGACGUGGUGCGGCAACGGAUCGUGGAGCUGGCCCACCAAGGGGUCCGGCCCUGUGACAUCUCCAGGCAGCUGCGGGUCAGUCACGGCUGCGUCAGCAAAAUUCUCGGCAGGUACUACGAAACGGGCAGUAUUAAACCGGGGGUCAUCGGUGGCUCCAAACCAAAGGUCGCCACCCCGAAAGUGGUCGAUAAGAUUGCGGACUACAAGCGCCAGAACCCCACCAUGUUCGCCUGGGAGAUCCGGGACCGGCUACUGGCGGAGGGGGUGUGCGACAACGACACGGUGCCCAGCGUGUCGUCCAUCAACAGGAUUAUACGCACCAAAGUCCAGCAGCAGUUCCACCCGUCUCCCGACGGAUCCAUCACGCCGCUCUCCACGCCGGGACACACCAUAGGUGAGCUGCGGGAGGGAAACUGUAAAAGCCAAACCGAGUCCGUGUUGAUAAUAACCCAAGUUUGUCCAUCAGUACCCAGCACAGCGUCCCCGCCUGUGACCAGCGCCUCCAAUGACCCCGUAGGGUCCUACUCCAUCAACGGCAUCUUGGGUAUCCCCCGCUCCAACGGCGAGAAAAGGAAACGAGACGAUGUUAUCUGGACCGGCAACCACUUGGACGGGAGAAAAAUCGGACAUUGUGGCUCAGACGGUUCGAUCCCAGGCAGCGAUUCUCAAGGCAGCGUGGAGAGUUUAAGGAAACACCUGCGGGCGGACGCCUUCACCCAGCAGCAGUUGGAGGCCCUGGACCGCGUGUUUGAGCGCCCGUCCUACCCGGAUGUCUUCCCCACCUCCGAACACAUCAAACCCGAGCAGGCGAAUGAGUACUCCCUCCCGUCCCUAAACAACGGCCUGGAAGACGUGAAGCCGAGCCUCUCCGGCAGCGGCAGUUCCGACCUGGCCUCGAGCGUUUCCCAGAGCUACUCGGUUGUGACAGACUCUCACCCAUCCUAUCCACCCUCCAUGUGCGUAAAGCGGGAGCCCCAUGAGGCGUCCUUUGCCCCCUUCACCCCCUCCUCUGUCGGGGACUGGGCUCUAGCUGACAUCUUGUCCCACCCGUCGAGCCUCUCUGUAGACGCCUCCACUCCAGGCCACACUGCCCACGGCCAUUGCUACAGCCACUAUGCCGGCCAGCAAUUUAUAGCAGGUCGAGAUAUGGCGAGCACCACCUUACCGGGCUACCCGCCUCAUGUACCCCCGACGGGACAAGGCAGCUACCCCACAUCCACACUCGCUGGAAUGGUUCCAGGAGGGGACUUUUCUGGAAACCCUUAUUCUCAUCCACAAUACACCACUUAUAACGAAGCAUGGCGGUUCAGCAAUCCAGCAUUACUAAGUUCCCCUUAUUAUUAUAGUGCCGCGUCCCGUGGCUCCGCACCUUCCGCCGCUGCCGCCGCCUACGACCGCCACUAGUUACCAUGGAGACCGGCUCAACCUGCAAGGCCGGGGCUUUCGGCCUCCGUAUCGUCCCUGUCUGAGAAAACACUUGAGGUCAAAGGGAAUUUGCGAGGAGGGAUUUCCAAAAAGAAAAACAAAA
Entelurus aequoreus (snake pipefish) is the source of this 2122-nucleotide messenger RNA. RefSeq names its product paired box 2a (gene pax2a). Gene Ontology annotation, molecular function: RNA polymerase II cis-regulatory region sequence-specific DNA binding; DNA-binding transcription factor activity, RNA polymerase II-specific. Bases 484 to 1998 code for a protein of 504 amino acids. NCBI's taxonomy places the organism in Eukaryota, Metazoa, Chordata, Actinopteri, Syngnathiformes, Syngnathidae. The record is from RefSeq and is a predicted model, not a curated record. Gene Ontology annotation, biological process: regulation of transcription by RNA polymerase II; anatomical structure development. The transcript has 11 exons.